GUGGAGAAACUACGUCCAGACCGAGAACGGCCCAGUAAGUGUAUCGCCCGAGCUCCACCGAAGCGGGUGUUUCUGCUGGCGAGUCCCGGAUACUGACUCGAAAAUGGCCCUCAUUGAACAAGGGAACAGUGCUCCUCCAGAAAACUGCCACCGACUCGUGAUCCUGGGCUCCUCCAAAGUAGGCAAGACGUCCAUAGUUUCUCGCUUCUUGUACAGCAAGUUUGACGAUAACUAUACACCAACUAUUGAAGACUUCCAUAGGAAGAUCUACCGGAUUAAAGGCAACCCUUAUCGUCUUGAUAUUUUGGAUACAUCUGGCAACCAUCCUUUCCCUGCAAUGAGAAGGCUGUCGUUGAUAACAGGUGACCUCUUCAUCCUGGUGUACAGUAUAGACAAUCGAGAGUCCUUUGAGGAAGUAUGCCGCCUGAAGGAACAGAUCUUGGAAUGCAAGAGGCAGUGCAGAACCAGGAAGGCCAUGAAGCUACUCAAUAUCCCCAUGGUGGUCGUGGGAAACAAGUGUGACAAGGAAAAGGACAGGGUCAUUGAUCCCAGAGAGGUGGCCAAGCUUCUGGAGGGACAAGACAGCAGUGACUAUCUGGAAACCUCAGCAAAGAAGAACAUCAACAUUGAUGAUGUGUUUUUCAGACUCUUCCAGACAGCUAAACUCCCCACCGAGAUGAGUCCAUCCUUACACAGGAAGGUCCAUCCGACCUAUGUUGGUCAAGGUGGAUCGCCAACAGGAGGAAGGAUGAUGUCCAUUCGGAGGAAGAUGAGUGAUGCUUGCGGGGCUGUUGCACCUAAUGUAAGGAGGCCCAGUAUUAGAACAGAUCUGUUGGUGGCACAGAGUAGAACAAAUACCCAGAAAACUACUGCAGAUAAACCAGAGCCAAUUGUAGCGGCGGCAGCAGCAGCAGCAGCAGCAGAAACAAAGUGUGUGAUACAGUGAAAUGUAGGACCUUGUUUUGUUAGCGCUUUGAUCCAAAAGCAGAAUGAGCACUUUAUAUUAUGUGCACAUGUCAUACCAAAACAUUGAGACAUUGAUGUGGUGGUCAUCAACUCUUGUUCAAGGACUUUCAAGAAUGUGUGAUAUUCCACAGGAGUAAUAAAAGACCGAGGUCAUGUGUGUCGAGGACUUCCCUGAUGAAGAACCUAAUUCAAACAUUAAUACCAAUUUACACAUUGCUUGACUACAGCGUGUGAUAAUAUACCUGCGAACAACUGUUAAUGUCGUUGAAUAGUUAGGACUAUGAAAGUCUGAAUAACUGAAUGAGAGCACAGUUAACCUUCCCAAGAGCCACACAUGCAGUGAGACCUCGUUAUCUUGAGUCCGGGUGUAAGGGAAUGUUCUGGUAACAGCUGUAUGGUAUUGAAGUGAUAUCAAUACUCUUCUUGUCCCGAAACCCGUUAUCUCAAAUAUGUAACUGUACGGUUGCGGUGGUAUCUUUUUUCAUCAGUACGGUAUAAUAUCUAUACUCUGCUUCUCUCGAACCCCGUUGUGCCAAAUAUGUAACUUACGGUUAUGAUAAUAUCCUUAUCAUCGGCAUGGUAUAAUGCCGAUACUCUGCUUGUCUCGAACCCCGUUUCCCAAAGAUGUAACUUACGGUUAUGAUAAUAUCCUUAUCAUCGGCAUGGUAUAAUGCCGAUACUCUGCUUGUCUCGAACCCCGUUUCCCAAAGAUGUAACUUACGGUUAUGAUAAU
Messenger RNA from Haliotis rubra (blacklip abalone), 1699 nucleotides. Its product is annotated as GTP-binding protein Rhes-like. Gene Ontology annotation, molecular function: GTP binding; GTPase activity. The record is from RefSeq and is a predicted model, not a curated record. Bases 104 to 946 code for a protein of 280 amino acids. Lineage: Eukaryota; Metazoa; Mollusca; Gastropoda; Lepetellida; Haliotidae. The transcript has 2 exons.